Propithecus coquereli (Coquerel's sifaka) is the source of this 3267-nucleotide messenger RNA. It is a transcript of the gene ZBTB44, whose product is annotated as zinc finger and BTB domain containing 44. Gene Ontology annotation, molecular function: protein binding. NCBI's taxonomy places the organism in Eukaryota, Metazoa, Chordata, Mammalia, Primates, Indriidae. The record is from RefSeq and is a predicted model, not a curated record. Bases 469 to 2319 code for a protein of 616 amino acids. The transcript is spliced from 6 exons.
CCCGCCCCGCCGGGAAAACACGAGCCGUCGCCGCGCUCCCCAAAUCGCCUCCUGCCUUCGGCCAACCGUCCCCAACGGCCGCCCGCGCACGGCUCCCGGGCCCCCUGGCUCUUCCCCGCAGGCCCCUCCGAGCGCCGGGGGGUGCUUUCCUCCCCGCCGCUUUGCACUUUCCCACCUCACAGGCACGCCGGUGGGCAGUGCCGCCAUGCCCCAGCCACAGGCUGCUCACGGGCCUAGGCGCGGCGGCCCGAGAUAGGGUCCCCUGAGCCUCCCGGGGGAGGAGAGGGAGCGAGCCGCGCGCUCCGCCCCCUCCCCCCGGGCUGUCGCCGCCGCCGCCACCUCGCUGCUUCAGCCUGGCGGGGAGGAGGAGGAGCAGCAGCAGGCCUCCGGGCCCCGGCACCGCCGCCCGCAGGACAUUUCUGAUUCAUUUGCAUCCUUGAAGAGCAUCUGUAGAAGAGGAAGGAAAAGAUGGGUGUGAAAACAUUUACUCAUAGCUCCUCUUCCCACAGCCAGGAAAUGCUUGGAAAGCUAAAUAUGCUGCGAAAUGAUGGACAUUUUUGCGAUAUCACUAUUCGUGUCCAGGACAAAAUCUUCCGGGCACAUAAAGUAGUACUAGCAGCUUGCAGUGAUUUCUUUCGCACGAAACUUGUAGGCCAAGCAGAGGAUGAGAACAAGAAUGUGUUGGAUCUGCAUCAUGUUACCGUGACUGGCUUUAUACCCCUCUUAGAAUAUGCUUACACGGCCACUUUGUCAAUUAACACAGAAAAUAUUAUUGAUGUUCUAGCUGCAGCCAGCUAUAUGCAAAUGUUUAGUGUUGCUAGCACCUGCUCAGAAUUCAUGAAAUCAAGCAUUUUAUGGAAUACACCCAACAGCCAACCAGAAAAGGGUCUAGAUGCUGGACAAGAAAAUAAUUCUAACUGCAAUUUUACUUCUCGAGAUGGAAGCAUUUCUCCAGUUUCUUCAGAGUGCAGUGUGGUAGAAAGAACCAUUCCUGUCUGCCGAGAAUCCCGGAGAAAGCGCAAAAGCUACAUUGUUAUGUCUCCUGAAAGUCCUGUAAAGUGUAGCACGCAAACAGGUUCACCCCAGGUAUUGAAUUCUUCAGCUUCCUACUCAGAAAAUAGAAAUCAGCCAGUCGACUCUUCUUUAGCUUUUCCCUGGACUUUCCCUUUUGGAAUUGAUCGAAGGAUUCAACCUGACAAGGUUAAGCAGGCAGAAAAUACCCGGACUUUAGAAUUACCUGGCCCGUCUGAGACAGGUAGAAGAAUUGCUGAUUACGUGACUUGUGAAAGCACAAAAACUACCUUGCCUCUGAGUACGGAAGAAGAUGUCCGGGUCAAAGUAGAAAGGUUAAGUGAUGAGGAGGUCCACGAGGAAGUGUCCCAGCCUGUCAGUGCAUCUCAGAGUUCCCUGAGUGAUCAGCAGACAGUGCCAGGAAGUGAACAAGUCCAAGAGGACCUUCUGAUUAGUCCACAGUCUUCAUCUAUAGGCUCAGUAGACGAAGGCGUGACCGAGGGAUUACCUACGCUUCAGAGCACUUCCAGCACUAAUGCUCAUGCAGAUGAUGAUGAUCGAUUGGAAAAUGUUCAGUAUCCCUACCAACUCUACAUUGCUCCUUCUACCAGCAGUACAGAACGACCAAGUCCAAAUGGUCCAGACAGACCUUUUCAGUGUCCGACCUGUGGGGUGCGAUUCACCCGCAUUCAGAACCUAAAACAGCACAUGCUCAUCCACUCAGGAAUUAAACCAUUUCAGUGCGACCGCUGUGGGAAAAAGUUCACCAGGGCUUACUCGCUAAAGAUGCAUCGCCUCAAGCACGAAGGUAAACGCUGUUUCCGGUGCCAGAUAUGUAGUGCCACUUUCACUUCCUUCGGGGAAUAUAAACACCACAUGAGGGUUUCCCGGCACAUUAUCCGCAAGCCUCGGAUUUACGAGUGCAAAACAUGUGGCGCCAUGUUCACCAACUCUGGAAAUUUAAUCGUGCACCUGAGGAGUCUGAACCAUGAAGCAUCAGAGCUAGCAAACUACUUCCAGAGCAGUGAUUUCCUAGUACCGGACUACUUAAACCAGGAGCAAGAAGAGACCCUUGUUCAGUAUGAUCUUGGAGAACACGGUUUUGAAAGCAACUCCUCUGUUCAAAUGCCUGUAAUUUCGCAGGUCUCCUCGACCCAGAAUUGUGAAAGCGCUUUCCCCCUGGGGUCUCUCGGUGGGCUGGCAGAGAAGGAGGAAGAAGUGCCAGAGCAGCCAAAGACCAGUGCUUGUGCUGAGGCCAGCAGAGAUGACCCCCCGAAGUCAGAGCUGUCUUCUAUAACUAUCGAGUAAUUUCGUGGUUUGGCUUCAUGUUUGGUUUUUGGAAAGUGCCUGUGCUUGGUCUUGUACAUUUAAUUUAAAUUUUUAAACAACAAAAAAGGGGGGGGUGGGAAAGAGUUUCCCUUUUUACUUUAUAAGCCCUGCAACUGAUGUUUUAUUUUUCAUAACUGAGAGAUUGCUUCUGUAAGUACACAGUAACAUAACGUUGAAACAUCAUAGAAACUAUGGACUUAAGGAGAACCAGUUGACUUUAAAACACAUACCGGUUUCUUCUUCCAUUGUUAAAGGUAGACUAACAACAGAUCAUUAGGUAGAGAAGGAAUCAGGUGAUCAUUGACCUUCCUGAGAUGAAAGGAUACUCAAGAAACAGAUUAAACAGAAUUUACAAAUGGCCUGGGUAGAUAUUUACUACUACAUACAGGACGCUGUACAAUACUUUGUUGAGCCUGUUGUUUUUGAAAGUAUUUAUGGUAAGCUUUCUUAAAAAUUAUUAGGGCAAAUACUUCUGAAAUGCAGCAUACUCUUUUAAACUUUGUGGUUUCUGUUAUGAUUUUUCAUGGUGAAAAUUUGGUAUUGAGAGAGGCAUUCCCUAUACUUUAUAGUACUACUCCAAAGGCCAAGAAGCAUGAUUGAGAAUAGUCAGGCUAUGGAUGAAAUGACCAGGAAUGGAGAAUGAAGUAUGUAAAUCUCAGCUCCAUGGGAACUUUUUAAGUAUUGCUUUUCUGACUAAAAUUGAUGUUUACCUGGUCUUUGAAUGUAAUGCCUGAUUCACUAUGUCAUUGCCCAAGUCAGUUUUCCUCUUACCCCAUCACCAGUAUGUUUUCUUGCAUAUACUGGUGUGCUACCAUAUAAAGGAAAAAUAUUGGAGAUAUUCUAUAUUUUAUAUAUAGGUUUAUGUAUUGUUGGGGGUGUUUUUAUUGUGUUGUUUUGGACAAAAUAAAGAAUUCACUAUUGAGGCUA